AUGAGCUCUCAAUACUAUUAUCUGGAUAUCGAAACCAGCACUGAGUUAAACGCGCUCACGGUUCGUAGGAGCAUUGAGGUAGCAGCCAAAAGCAUUUUUGGCGAGUGCGGUGCCGCCGAACUAAACGUGGACGUUCUUCGUAGUGAAGGUCGCCGCGCCCUGCUUCGUGUUCACGAGGAGAAGCUGAGAAAACUUUGGGCUGCCCUCACCUUGGCGGCCUCCGAGCUGCGUGUCCUCAAACACUCACCAUCACUACAAGCCUUGAUCUAA
Messenger RNA from Arctia plantaginis, 270 nucleotides. Lineage: Eukaryota; Metazoa; Arthropoda; Insecta; Lepidoptera; Erebidae. The record is from the annotation of a GenBank genome assembly.